Cervus elaphus (red deer) is the source of this 5445-nucleotide messenger RNA. It is a transcript of the gene RASSF8, whose product is annotated as Ras association domain family member 8. Gene Ontology annotation, biological process: signal transduction. The record is from RefSeq and is a predicted model, not a curated record. Bases 200 to 1459 code for a protein of 419 amino acids. The transcript is spliced from 5 exons. Lineage: Eukaryota; Metazoa; Chordata; Mammalia; Artiodactyla; Cervidae.
GUGCCUGUGUGGCUCCUCCUGGAAUACCUGCCUGGUGCUCCGCCCUCCUCAAGACUACCUCACUCUGCCCCCAGCUGGGGACUCCAGCCGGAGAAGCUGACUACACAUUCUCUGCCUUUUCCGUGUUUUCGUGGCCAGAGACAUGACCUGACACCUUGAUGACCAGUCUCAGGGCCCUCGGGUGACUGGCUGGGGCACCAUGGAACUUAAAGUAUGGGUGGACGGAGUUCAGAGGAUUGUUUGUGGGGUCACCGAGGUCACAACUUGCCAGGAGGUUGUCAUAGCCUUAGCUCAAGCAAUAGGUCGAACUGGAAGGUACACUCUUAUAGAAAAAUGGAGAGAUACUGAAAGGCACUUAGCACCUCAUGAAAAUCCUAUCAUAUCCUUAAACAAAUGGGGGCAGUAUGCUAGCGAUGUACAGCUGAUCUUACGUCGCACGGGGCCAUCUCUCAGUGAGCGACCCACGUCGGAUAGCGUGGCUCGAAUUCCUGAAAGAACUUUGUACAGGCAGAGUUUGCCCCCCUUAGCUAAACUGAGGCCUCAGAUUGACAAAACAAUCAAAAGGAGAGAACCUAAAAGGAAAUCAUUAACAUUUACAGGAGGUGCCAAAGGAUUAAUGGACAUUUUUGGAAAAGGUAAAGAAACUGAAUUUAAGCAAAAGGUGCUGAAUAACUGCAAAACAACAGCAGAUGAGUUGAAGAAGCUGAUCCGUUUGCAGACAGAGAAGCUCCAAUCCAUUGAGAAAGAGCUAGAAUCAAAUGAAAUAGAAAUACGAUUUUGGGAGCAAAAAUAUAAUUCUAACCUCGAAGAGGAAAUUGUCCGCCUGGAGCAAAAGAUCAAAAGAAAUGAUGUAGAAAUUGAAGAGGAAGAGUUUUGGGAAAAUGAAUUACAGAUUGAACAGGAAAAUGAAAAACAGCUGAAAGAUCAACUUCAAGAAAUAAGACAGAAAAUAACAGAAUGUGAAAGCAAGUUAAAGGACUAUUUGGCUCAAAUUCAGACUAUGGAAAGUGGUCUUGAAGCAGAAAAAUUGCAACGGGAAGUCCAAGAGGCACAAGUAAAUGAAGAAGAGGUUAAAGGCAAGAUCGGUAAGGUCAGAGGGGAAAUUGACAUCCAAGGCCAGCAGAGUCUAAGGCUGGAAAACGGUAUUAAAGCUGUGGAGAGAUCUCUUGGCCAAGCCACCAAACGAUUACAGGACAAAGAACAAGAAUUGGAGCAGUUGACCAAAGAGCUGCGGCAAGUCAACCUCCAGCAGUUUAUCCAGCAGACAGGGACGAAAGUCACCGUUCUGCCAGCGGAACCCAUUGAAGUGGAGGCCUUGCAUGCAGACAUAGAAAGGGAGGCACCAUUCCAGUCCGGGUCUCUGAAGCGGCCUGGCUCCUCUCGGCAGCUCCCCAGUAACCUGCGUAUUCUACAGAAUCCUAUCUCAUCCGGUUUUAAUCCUGAAGGCAUAUAUGUAUAACGCUACCUGUCUUCAGGGUAGAGAUCCAGUAAAGGUACCAAGGACAGUGAAGAUUCCUUCUUGAUUUUGUGCCAAUGAUGAACAGAGGAUCUGUUUCACAAGCCACCGUAUCUUUUUUCUGUCCUAAGUUGCAUACCACUUGGAGCCAUACCCUCUGCACUGAUGCUAAAGAACAAAGAAACUGUUUCCACACAUCCACAGUGUUGACGUUUUUGUCCAGCAGCUUCAUGCCAAGCCUUCAUUUUUAUUUGUAGCAUUUUGAGAGCAUUAGGGAAGUAUUAUACAGUGUGCAUACGUAAAUAAAACCGUGACUUAAGAGUGAAGAGAAAUAUGUGACUGACUCAGUUUAUUUAUUCCAUGUAAUCAGUUAAUGAGUGAAUGUUGGUGUGUUAAUAUUUUUUAUUAAUACUUAUCCUGUGACUGAAUUACAUUACAUAUCGUGUGAUAAUGACUUUGUGUGCAUGUCGCCAGACUCCACGCAUUGCUGACUUACAGCUCCACAAGUCAUAGGGCGCUCUGCCUUUGUGAACCCAUCCUAGCCACUGCUUAAUUAGAUGAGAGAAUUCAGGUUUUCUUUUUAAUCUGAAGCUUAAUCUUUCCUUUACAGUAUUUCCAGCAUAGGAAUGACCACAUACAAAAACGGAAAUAUUUUCAUGAAGUCAAUUUUAUAUAUAUGUUUAAAAUGUUUGCAGUGCUUCAGACACUGUUGAACAAAAAUAUACUUGUUGAAUAUCUAUCCAAACAGGCAUGGGGUUUCCCAUAACAUGAUGUGUUUUGUUUCUGCCCUGCCUUUUAUUUUAGUCUCAUGGAUCCUCAGUGUUGCCAUAAUAGACAGAUUAGAGAUGUCUGAGGAUAUUUUCAGGAAGGUUGCUUUAAGUGAUAUAUCUUUUAAAAUAACCCACUUUGUAUGUAUGGUUAUUGCUGAAAGCACCCUGGAUAAGUUAUUGCUUGCACAUAAUUUACUGAGUACAUUAUAAACGGUUGCAAUUUCUCCAAUCAUUUAGACAGAAAGUAGAUUGGAGUUAGGUACUUUUUACUAAGGAAAUAAAGUUAAAUUCAGUUGUUUGUUUUCAUUAAUUUUCAGUUCGACUUUUACAGGACAUGAAGCUCCCUCUGUGCAUAUAUUUUCUUAUUUAUAAAACCAAAAAUGAGUCAACACCCCUCCCAUGAGUACUGACCUGAGAUGCACCAGAUUAUCUGGAUGGAUGUGGUCAGAUACCUAGCCAUUUUUACAUUCCCUCUGAUCAGAAUUUGGUACAAUAUAAUUUAGACUUUAUUCUAAAAUUUAAAAUAGUUUUUAAUUCUGAGGAAAACAUACUGUCUGUAUUAUUGACAUGCAACAGAAUAAAAGUGGGUUAGUAUAUUAAUGCCACGGUAACAGUAAAAGGAUGUAAGUUAUACGCUAUGCAUGAGGGCAACUUUGGGUGUUUUAAAUAUAUUUGACUUAUUUUUGGUUUAAUGAAUGCUAAGAAUGCUGCUAUAUUUAGGUUUCCAGUGAAAAUUUUUAAGAAUGGCUAUGACAAUGUAUAGAAGCUUCUAGAGAACUGAAAGUAAUAAUGCAUAGUUGCCUUUUCUAGUCCAGCUAAAUGGCAGACCUCAACUAAAGAUAUUUUCUUUGGGUUCUUAGAAUUACCAAGUUGACCUUGCCAUUAUACUGUUUUGCAAAAAAAACUUGAUAAAUCAAUGAUUCUUACCUAAUAACCACAACCUAUACACAUUUGCUCUCAGUUUGUAAUAGUUAUUUCAUAUCUAUAUAUAUUUAAAAAUUAGAAUUAAAAAAUCAAAAUAAUUUGUAGAUUUUCUGAUAAUAAUGGUUUAUGUAUGCCCGAUAUAUGCCUUAUUUUUAAAAGGUUCCAUUCUAUACUGGGUCAUUUUGUUAUUGUUCAGAGAAUUGAGAUCUUAUUCACAAAGAAAAAUAAUUUUUAUAAAUUGAUUACAUUCUAUUUAAAUCAAAACGUUAAACUGAAGACAUAUUAGACUUUGCAGUUUUUCAUUGCAAAGAUACCUGGGCAUACCAUGAAAAACACAAAGUCAGGAUCCAACUCAAUUGUUGUCAGUAAUUAUCAGCAUUAACCUAAUAACUUUUAAAAAAGGCUGGCCGGAUCCUGACAGUUCAUCUGAAUUUUCAAGCUGCCAAAUAAUCUUCACAGACCUAAUUACAGAUAGAAAUACUAUUUCCUUGAUAAGAAGAUUAUAUAAAUGUGAAUUUGAUUAAUACAACGAGCAGCUGUACUUUUUAACCAGUUAUAUGACUUCUGGAAGUACGUCUCUAAGAAAUCUUUUCUAAGUCUUUUUUUAAAACAGAGGAAAGAAAACUCAUCUCCCUAUAACAUCUUAAAAAUAUCUUAGUCUAUUUCUGAUCAUUUUUAUCUAUUGUAAAUACAAUGAGUUAGAUUAAGUACCACAUCUUUGGAUAUAUUUCAGAGAGGGGAAGUGGGCACUGGUAUGCAAAAAUACUAAAUAGAAAAUUUUGCAUCUGGGGGAAUAUUCAGUUUCUGAAUACUAAGUUAGAUUAUAAGUUUUUUAAAUUAUUGUUACACUGAAAGUUGUUUAAUUGUGAUUUUCUACAGGUAUCAAAUACAUUGGAAGAUUUUUUUUUUCCUUACCAAGGGGUGAUUUGAAACAGUAUUAGUAUAUUUGACCCUUUGGAGUGUUUGUCAUCCUCAGAGAAUGAUCCGUAGUGGGUUGCCUCAGUCCUUUUUUUUUUUUUUCUGAUGAAAUAUUUUGGUUAGCUUUUUUUUUUUUCCUGAUGCAUGGGGAAUUUAUAUGUGAGAUUUUGGUUGGUAUUAAUAGGAGUUACCUAAAUAAUUAAUUCCCUCAGCCAUCACUGAGCUAGUCAUCAAUUUCUGUAGUUCAAAUUAACUGUAGAUGAAAGCUAAAACAAGACUAAGACAGUAAAAACAUAGAACUUACACUGUGAAAUGUGAAUAUUAACAGUGUUUAAGAAGAACAAAAAAGCGCUCGCUUCCAGAAUAUAAAUACAUUUUCUACCUGCACUAAAAGAAUAUUUUCUUUGUGAAUAAGAGCAAAGUGGCCUUUCAAGAAAAGAAACUUCAUUUAAAUCCACUUCUGUAAACACCUUUCCAAGUUAGAACUAUAAUAACAGAUUGAGGAAAUAACAUGGAAAAGGCAAAAAAAACCUCUUGACUUCAGGUGUGCAAAGGGCAUGAGCAGAUGGACGGUUCCCUGUGUACAUUGCCUUUGAAAAAUUGGGCCUUAAUUUAUAUGUAAAUAACAGUUCUGUGUUCACAUCCCUCUUCUACCUAAAGUUGUCUUUAUUAGUCCAUAUUGUAUUAAAAUUUAGCUCAUUAAGUCUUACUUUUAUAUUAUGUCAAUUUUGGGGUUUUUUUUUAAGUUGCAUGUUUAUGCUAUUUGCUACAGUGUUUUUCAGUUUGGGUUGAAGGCCAUCAGCUGUAUGGAGAAGACAAAACAAUCACUAUUCAGUAUUGCUGCUUUACAUUUCCAGAAUAAGCUUUCGAUGCCAGGACAGUGACUGCUUGAAAGCUGCAGGAGCUCUAUUCCAAUGCAUUUUAUAUAUUUUUAGAAACCAAAUAAAUGCAGAUAACUAUUUAGUAUACUAAUUAUAUUAAACCAGCAGAAAUAUAAAGGCAAUAAAGUAUAUACAUAUAUAUAUGGGGGGAGGGGAAAGGUUAAAAAAAUAGGUUUACAGCCAGACACAGUGAUAAGCCCUAAAUGUAUUUCUCAAUCUGUCUUUCUUUAUUGACCCGAAGAGGAUUUGAGUUGCUGCAGCUUUAAACAGAAAAUUGCCAUGUUCACCUACUAUGAACCCCUAAGUAUGCUUUUAGUACUGCUUUGCUUAUGUACAAGUAAAAUACCUGUAAUCUGUAUUAUAUGUAAUUAUUUCUUUUCUUUUGACUGUCAUUUCAAAAUGUAUAUUUUCUGAUUAUUAUCAUGAGCUGUAAAACAAAGGAUCAAUAUCUGAUAUUCUCCCAAAUAAUAAAUUUUCAGGAUUCACUGGGGCAUUA